AUGGUUGGGGUACCCCGGAGUACUGGUUGCCAGCUUUGCAGAACCAGGAAGGUCAAAUGUGAUGGUCUCAGACCCGCCUGCAGCAAUUGCUCCAAGUAUGGCACUGCGUGUCCAGGAUAUGAUCGCGAUAUCAAGUUCGUCAAUAAUAAUACUGGAAAACACUUGAUCCGCCAACGCGGUCGAAGAUCAGGAACCGUCGAGUCAUCAUCCGCUAGAUCUUUGUCUAGUAUAGCUGCGUCUGAUGAGACCGAGAACACAUAUACAACCAAUUCAUCAACGUGGUCUCUGGUAAAGACCUCACCAACCCUGCUGAAGCCGGGGCUGCCAAGAGGGCCACUUCUGAUUAACAUGGUAGAGGUAUCCUCUAGCUACUCUCAGUCCACUGAUGUAUUUACACUCUUAUCAUGGUUAAAUCUUGAUCGAUUAGGAAAACGAGCUCUCCUCGAUGGCGCCGUUUGCUCUUUUGCUUUGCAUCUCGCUGGCAAAGCAAGCUCCAAUACGGCUCUAGUCGCUCAAAGCCGGACUAUAUACGGCCUGGCACUCAGUGAACUACAAGCAGCUCUCCGACACUCCACAGAAUGGAAGACACCUGAGACUUUGUGCGCCGCUAUACUCCUAUGCUACUUCGAGCUAUUUGCUGGAACCAGCAGCUCCGAAACCUGGCUCCAACAUGCCAAAGGCAUUGGUACUUUGAUGGAACAGCGAGGGCCAGCCGCUCAUGCAGAGGGUUGGGAUGCCGCCAUGUUACUGUCGUUUCGUGGCGUUCUUAUAAUAGGCGACUUUUUCUACCCCGGCGAGGAAGAGUUAUUCCUGUCACGGCCGGAAUGGAAUCGAGUUAUGUUUGAUGGUGGAAGACGCCUCAUUUACAAUCCUGAUACCCCAAUCAGUCAUAUUCGCGUUGGUGAUGGCUUUCUCGCGAACCUGACACAGCUUUCGCCUGUCAUACACUGGGGCUAUCUCGUUCGCGAAGCCAACAGGGCUGGCAUCUCUUUUGAGUCUGGCAAAGUCUCCGCCUUGGCCCAGAUGGCUCUGGUAAGCCAUGCAAGAUUCGUGCGAUGGUACGAAGAGUUUGACGCUCUUGACUUUCCACAUCCUGUUGAGACUUUGCCCACUGAUCCAGCGACUUCGUUGUUCGAGACGGUAUUGGAACAUCAAUCGGCGGCGGCCGGGUCGUUGCUCAUGGGAUAUUGGGCGAGUAUGCUUAUUCUUGAAGAAACACUGAUCGAAUGCGGGACACCACGAGCCAAUGCAGGUGUAUCCUCUCGAUAUUUUGUGGAACAGAUACUGCGCUCGAUAGAAUCUGUAGCACAAGGCGCCAUGGGACCGUAUCGAGUCGGGUUUGCUGUGCGUAUUGUGUAUGAGUUUGCAACUGGCGAAGAGCAGAGAUGGAUUGCCAGUCUCUUGGAUAAGUUCUCCAAGGGUUAUGCGGCUGUUGACAAAAGAACGUACCCUAAGCCAAAGGACGACAUUAUUGAAUCGGUCGGAGGAGGUGUUUAUUAG
This is a messenger RNA of Fusarium venenatum, 1500 nucleotides long. Its product is annotated as C6 zinc finger domain protein. Gene Ontology annotation, biological process: regulation of DNA-templated transcription. The record is from RefSeq and is a predicted model, not a curated record. Gene Ontology annotation, molecular function: DNA-binding transcription factor activity, RNA polymerase II-specific; zinc ion binding. NCBI's taxonomy places the organism in Eukaryota, Fungi, Ascomycota, Sordariomycetes, Hypocreales, Nectriaceae.